UCAGAGCCAGAAGGGGACCAUGGGGGACCAGAGGCUGCCAGGGAACCAUCCUGACUGGGUACCCAGGUACAAGCGUGUCUUGAAGCACAAGAAGGAGCAACUGAUAGUUCCUCCUUUAAUUGAGCGCCGCCGUCACCACCUGUUUUCUCAUGAAAAACUGGAAGACUUUAAAAGAGACUAUCAGGCAUGUGAAGAGAUACUGUCACGAACCAUCUGGCGGACAUGUUGCCCCAGAAUUUCUCAUGAAGCACCCAAUACUGCCACCAAUAAGAGCCAGAGAAAGCCACCCCAGGAAUUGAAAUUGUUUUGUUCAAUGUCAAUGGAUCAGCAAGGAAGCAGAAGGACCCAAUACAAGCUGCAUUGUUUGUCUCAGAUGAAAGAUGGUGCUGAAGAACAUUUCAUAAAUUUGUUGCAGAUGCCAAAACAUGGCUGGAAUCUGCAUAAGUGGCCUCACUUGGGAAAUCAAAGGGAAGCAAAUAAGAAGAGCAAGCACGGGAACCACCUUCAUAGGAAAUUCAACCUGGGGAAUCCAGAGAAUUUUAGGUCAUGUCAAAGAAAUUUACUUCCUAGAAACACAUCCACAAACAAGAAUUUGAUUGACUCUCUUAAUUAUAGAUACACACAAAGAAGGAGUGAUGGUAUCUACGAAUGGAAUGAAGCACUGGGAAACUCGGAUGCAUUGCAAGAAUUCUACAUGGACCGUGCUUACCAACCAACUCACAAGGACUCUGCAGACAAGGAAAUCUGUCAUCUUCCUUCCAAGCUCAAGUACUUCAGAGGGUUAAGCAAAGAAAAGGACAUCAGAUUCUCCAAACAGGCAUCAAUAUUUGAGAUGAAACUCCAAAAUCUACAUGAUCCUUGUAAGUCCACCAAGGAGAAGUUUAAAUAUGGGUCACCAUAUCAGAAACCCAAUCAGUUGAAAGCGCUUGCCAGUGAAAAGCCUAUAACUGACCCCAAGAGUUUGCUUGAAUUUCAAGGUAGAAGCCUUUGCAAACCAGAUGUACUUGAAAAUAUCUAUGGAAUAAUUGCCUUUAAGGACUUCAUUAUACACAAGGGCUAUGAUAUGCCAGGCAUUCUCAGGAAGUUUUUUAUGAAGAAAGGAUGGAGCUACAACUCUGUUAAUACUCCUCUACCAAGCAUAUUAAAACAUCAUGAACUGAUAAUGCAAAAACAGGAUGAUGAAGAUGAUGAGGGAGAAACGGAGAAGGAACUUCACUAAAAGAUUUUCCUAUCACCACCUACUUGACUGAGACCCACUCUCAAUUUUGCAUUUGAGAUGUACUGGGGGGCCACCCUCUGCCACCGCAAGCACAAUUUAACACCUAACAUUCAGAAACAUUUCCCAAUCAAGUUAUGCUGUGCCUUCACCAUUAUUUUUGGUAUCAUAAUGUGAAACCAAGGUUAAAUAUAUUUUUCCACAUAUUUUUUUCAUUGACCCUCCUUAUAUCAGUCAUUUGUAAAACUACCUAAAACCAUUGAUUAAAAACAGGA
Peromyscus maniculatus bairdii (prairie deer mouse) is the source of this 1491-nucleotide messenger RNA. RefSeq names its product putative protein FAM47D. The record is from RefSeq and is a predicted model, not a curated record. Gene Ontology annotation, cellular component: chromatin. Gene Ontology annotation, biological process: transcription initiation-coupled chromatin remodeling. Lineage: Eukaryota; Metazoa; Chordata; Mammalia; Rodentia; Cricetidae.